Messenger RNA from Oncorhynchus keta (chum salmon), 8547 nucleotides. Its product is annotated as G-protein coupled receptor 54. Gene Ontology annotation, cellular component: membrane. Gene Ontology annotation, biological process: neuropeptide signaling pathway. Lineage: Eukaryota; Metazoa; Chordata; Actinopteri; Salmoniformes; Salmonidae. The coding region runs from base 137 to 1243 and encodes 368 amino acids. The transcript is spliced from 5 exons. Gene Ontology annotation, molecular function: G protein-coupled peptide receptor activity. The record is from RefSeq and is a predicted model, not a curated record.
CUGAGACUUUAUGACUCCCCAAUGUUAUCUGGACAGAUAUAAUUUUCCUUUUCAGUAGUUAAAAGGGAUUUAUUAUACACAAGUUAUCACCCCAAGGCUACAUUUGAAGAUCUUCGACUUCUUUUCACACAUCAAGAUGUUCCCUCCAGACGUAUGGAAUUCUACAGUCCUGAUGUGGUUCAAUGUGUCUGAGCUGAAUGCUUCUCUGGAGAAUCCGGAGGAGGGGGAGCACCCAUUCCUGACGGACGCCUGGCUGGUGCCUCUCUUCUUCGCUCUCAUCAUGCUGGUGGGGCUCAUCGGGAACUCUCUGGUAAUCUAUGUAAUCUCCAAACACAGGCAGAUGAGGACUGCCACCAACUUCUACAUAGCUAACUUGGCUGCCACAGACAUCAUCUUCCUGGUGUGUUGUGUCCCGUUCACAGCCACUCUCUACCCACUUCCUGGGUGGGUAUUUGGGGACUUCAUGUGCAAAUUUGUUGCCUUUCUACAACAGGUGACUGUUCAAGCCACCUGCAUUACACUCACUGCUAUGAGUGGGGACCGCUGCUAUGUCACAGUCUACCCCCUGAAGUCCUUACGCCAUCGCACUACACGAGUCGCCAUGAUAGUUAGCAUCUGCAUAUGGAUCGGUUCCUUCAUUCUAUCCACCCCGAUUUUCAUGUACCAGAGAAUUGAGGAGGGCUACUGGUAUGGACCAAGACACUACUGCAUGGAGAGGUUUCCCUCAAAGACCCAGGAGAGGGCAUUCAUCCUGUACCAGUUCAUAGCUGCCUACCUACUACCUGUCAUCACCAUCUCCUUCUGCUACACACUCAUGCUGAAGAGGGUGGGCCAGCCGUCAGUGGAACCAGUAGACAAUAAUUACCAGGUCCACCUGUUGUCUGAGAGGACUGUCACUCUGAGGAGUAAGAUCUCCAAGAUGGUGGUGGUGAUUGUCCUGCUAUUCACCAUCUGCUGGGGGCCUAUCCAGCUCUUCGCCCUGUUCCAGUCCUUCUACCCCAACUACAGGGUCAACUACGCCACCUAUAAGAUCAAGACCUGGGCUAACUGCAUGUCCUACGCUAACUCCUCCAUCAACCCAAUCGUGUACGGCUUCAUGGGAGCCAGUUUCCGCAAGUCUUUCAAGAAGACUUUCCCCUUCCUGUUCAAACACAAAGUUAGAGACAGCAGUGUCAUGUCGCGCGUGGCUAAUGCAGAAAUCAAGUUAGUUGCUGCAGGGGAAGGCAACAACGAUGGGAAAUGAAAUGAGCCAUGGUCAGAGUGAGCUUCCGGGGGACAGAGCUGCUGGAGAUUCAGUUCACUGUGCACACAAACAAACAUACACAUGACAGACUGCUGUGAAUGCACACUGCUCAACAUAGCCUGCUGUGAAAUCACACUGUUCUGAAGGCAAACACCUGGUGGAACCAGCAUUUUAAAAUGGCACUUGAUGUGUUUGUUUGCAAUUCUACAAAAUCUGACUGAUCCUGCUCUGUUCUGAUAUCACAGACUUGAAAGGACAUUAAAAGGUCCCGAACAGUCAUUCUGGUUCCCAUAUAAAAUAACAACACCCAUAAUAUUUUUUCCUGAUAAAAAUGCUCACAUUUCUCUCGUCAAACCAGGAAGUCUGAAAAGACAUACUGAAUGGAGCUAGUAGGCUGAGUGGGCGGGGAGCUCACCUUGACUGACUGUUCUUUGAAAAAGUCUAGCAACAUGGAUGCAGUGACAUUAUCUCAAGCAUAUUUGCUCAAACAUCAUUGAAAUUGCAUGCAACUUCCAAUCCUGUCAUUCAUCACAUCAUGGUGUCAUUCCUGCUCUCUCCCUCCAGUGCUCGACGUCGCCGGUCAACAAACCACCGGACCUGGCAACUCACAUUGCGCACACCUGGCAACCACACACCUGCUCAUCAUUUGCUCCUUGAUUACUCCCCUUUUAUUUAGCCCUCACUUGUCAUCAGUCAUUAGGUGGUAUUGUUCUCUCGCACGGUCAGUAUGUGGCUUAUGUUUGUUAUUGUUUACAAUUGUAUUAUUAAACUCACCUCCUGCCUCACGCUGUAUACGUUACACAUGGUUGACCAACUGUUUGGUUAUUGUAACAGCAUCAAUAUAGACAAAAUGUUGGCUGUAUAAUUUAACUAGCUAGCCCAAAUUGAAUUGUCAGCACUGUUUAUCAAGCUAGCUAGCUAGUUCAUCUUGGACAUUUUCAGUUGAAUCUGUACAGGGUGAGGUCUGGGUAACUUUCAUUAUAUAUACAGUCUGUGCAAACAUUUUGGGUAGGUGUGAAAAUGCUGUAAAGUAAGAAUGCUUUAAAAAAAUGUUAAUAGAUUAUAUUUAUCAAUUAACUAAACGCAAAGUGAGUGAAUAAAUCAAAUCCAUAUGUGGUGUGACCACCCUUUGCCUUCAAAACAGCAUCAAUUCUUCAAGGUACAGUUACACAAAGUCAGGGAGUUUGUAGGCAUAUAGUCAGGUGUUUGAUUAAACAAUCACACCAACAAUUAUACCAAACAGGUGCUAAUAAUCAUCAAUUAAAUAUGUGCGUUGAAACACAAUCAUUAACUGAAACAGAAACAGCUGUAUAGGAGGAAUAAAACUGGGCGAGGAACAGCCAAACUCAGUUAACAAGGUGAGGUUGCUGAAGACAGUUUACUGUCAAAAGUCAUACACCAUGGCAAGACUAAGCACAGCAACAAGACACACGGUAGUUAUACUGCAUCAGCGAGGUCUCUCCCAGACAGACAUUUCAAGGCAGACUGGGGUUUCCAGAUUUGCUGUCCCAGCUCUUCUGAAGAAGCACAAAGAAACGGAAAAUGUUGAGGACCGUAGACGCAGUGGUCGGCCAAGGGAACUUACUGCAACAGAUGAGACGCAUCGUGCUUGCUUCCCUUCGCUGUCUGAAGAUGUCCAGCAGUGCCAUCAGCUCAGAAUUGGCAGAAAACAGUGGGACCCUGGUACACCCAUCUACUGUCUGGAGAAGUCUGCUCAGAAGUGACCAUGGAAGACUUGUAGCCAGAAAGCCAUACCUCCGAUGUGGAAACAAGGCCAAGCGAAUCAACUAUGCACAAAAACACAGGAACUGGGGUGCAGAAAAAUGGCAGCAGGUACUCUGGACUGAUGAGUCAGAUAUUUGGCUGUAGCAGAAGGCAGUUUGUUUGCCAAAGGGCUGGAGAGCAGUGCAUGAAUGAGUGUCUGCAGGCAACAGUGAAGCAUGGUGGAGGUUCCUUGCAAGUUUGGGGCUGCAUUUCUGUAAAUGGAGUUGGGGAUUUGGUCAGAAUUAAUGGUCUCUUCAAUGCUAAGAAGUACGGGCAGUUACUUAUCUAUCAUGCCUCCCUGAUGAUAUUGCAUCUGUUUGGCCCAACAUUUAUUCUACAGCAUGACAAUGACCCCAAAUACACGGCGAACAUCAUUAAGAACUAUCUUUAGUGUAAAGAAGAAAAAGGUGUCCUGGAAGUGAUAGUAUGGCCCUCACAGAGCCCUGAUCUCAACAUCAAGUCUGUCUGGGAUUACAUGAAGAGAGAGAAGCACCUGAGGCUCCCUAAAUCCACAGAAGAACUGUUGUUAGUUCUCCAAGAUGUUUGGGGCAACCUACCUGCUGAGUUCCUUUGAACUGUGUACCAAGAAAAAUUGAUGCUGUUUUGAAGGCAAAGGGUGGUCACCCCAAAUAUUGAUUUGAUUUACAUUUUUCUUCUGUUAACUCACUCACUCGAUUUUGUUAAUUGAUAAAUAUAAUCUAUUAACAUGUCUAUUUUUGAACGCAUUCUUACUUUACAGCAUUUUCACAUCUGCCUAGUAACUUUUGCACAAUACUGUGUGUGUAAAGUAUUCAGACCCCUUGACUUUUUCCACAUUUUGUUACGUUACAGCCUUAUUUUAAAAUAGUUUAAAAAACAAAAAUCCCGCUCACCAAUCUACACACACUACCCCACAAUGACAAAGCAAAAACAAGUUUUUGGACAUUUUAGCAACAAAAAAAACAAGUAUUUAGACCCUAUGCUAUGACACUCAAAAUUCAGCUCAGAUAUAUCCUGUUUCCAGUGAUCAUCCUUGAGAUGUUUCUACAACUUGAUUAGAGUCCACCUCUGGUAAAUGCAAUUGAUUGGGCAUUAUUUGUAAAGACACACACCUGUCUAUAAGGUUCCACAGACGACAGUGCAAAAACCAAACCUUCAGGUCGAAGGGAUUGUCUGUGGAGCUCCGAGACCGGAUUGUGUAGAGGCACAGAUCUGGGGGAAGGGUACCAAAAAAUGUCUGCAUCAUUGAAGGUCCCCAAGAACACAGUGGGCUCCAUCAUUCUUAAAUGGAAGAAGUCUGCAACCACCAACACUCUUACUAGAGUUGGCAGCCGGGUAAGGUCUGUUGUAUUUAGUGCAUGUGACAAAUACAUUUUCUUUCUAGGAAGAGUCUUGGUGGUUCCAAACUUCUUCCAUUUAAGAAUGAUGGUGGCCACUGUGUUCUUAGGGACCUUCAAUGAUGCAGACAUCUCUGGUCUGAUUUAAAACAAGAUUUAACUCUUUGGCCUGACAUCUGGAGGAAACCUGGCACCAUCCUUAUGGUGAAGCAUGGUGGUGGCAGCAUCAUGCUGUGGGGAUGUUUUCCAACAGCAGGGGCUGGGAGACCAGUCAGGAUUGAGGGAAAGGUGAAUGGAGCAAAGUACAGCGAGAUCCUUGAUGAAUACCUGCUCAGGACCUCAGACUAGCUCGAAGGUUCACCUUCCAACAGCAUAACAACUUGCACACAGCCAAGACAAUACAGGAGUGGCUUCGGGAUGUCUCUGAAUGUCCUUGAGUGGCCCAGCCAGAGCCCGGACUUCUAUGGAGAGACCUGAAAAUUGCUGUGCAGCGACACUCCCCAUCCAACCUGCCAGAGCUUGAGAGGAUGUAGAGAAGAAUGGGAGAAACUCCCCAAAUACAGGUGUGCCAAGCUUGUAGCUUCAUACCCAAGAAGACUCAUGUCUGUAAUCACUGCCAAAGGUGCUUCAACAAAUUACUGAGUAAAGGGUCUGAAUACUUAUGUAAAUGUUUUAUAAAAGUUUUUUAUUUUUAAUACAUUUGCUAAAAUUUCAAACUUGUUCUUGCUUUGUCAUUAUGGGGUAUUGUGUGUAGAUUGAUGAGUGAAAAAAAUGAUUUAAUCCAUUUUAGAAUAAGAUAACAAAAUGUGGAAAAAGUCAAGGGACAUGAAUACUUUCUGAAUGUGUGUGUGUGUGUGUAUGUGAUAUAUAUCUGUCAGACAAUAUUUAUAUAUCAUGUCUAACAAUGAUGUCAAGUUUGUAUGAAUUUUCUGUUUGGCAUGUCCCUUGAUGUAAUGACAUGACAACUGCAUCUGUGUUUUGGGCAACCCUUUCCAUGCUUUUAUUUCAUGCUGGCUGAAGACCUAGGUAGCCAGUUACUCGCUAACACUUAAUCUCGGUUACCCAGAAAUUAAAUUCUCACAAAAAUAUUCUCACAGUUUACACACAAAAUCUGUACAUGAGAGAUUAGCUAACACUAGAGACACAUGAAAGCCUAAACCUAUAAAUAUUUUUGCCUUAGAUUAUAUAUGCUGUAAGGCUACAGUCAAAUGUUGGCACCAGUAGACUAGCUACCUAGCCAUGUAAAGCACGCCCCUCUGUGAUGUUAAAAUCACAUUUUAUUUGUCACAUGCACCGAAUACAACAGGUGCAGAACAUUACUGUGAAAUGCUUACUUACAAGGCCUUAACCAACAAUGCAGUUCAAGAAAUAGUUAAACUAUUUACUAAAUAAACUAAAGUGAAAUCAAAUAAAGUAACACAAGAAAAUGACAUAACAAUAACGAGGCUAUAUACAGGGGGUCAAUGUGCGGGGGUACAGGUUAGUCGAGGUCAUUUGUAAAGUGAAUGUAUAGAUUAAAAAAACAGCGAGUAGCAGCAGUGUGAAAACAAAGGGGGCUCAAUGUAAGUAGUCCCGGUGGCCAUUUGAUUAAUUGUUCAGCAGUCUUAUGGCUUGGGGGUAGAAGCUGUUAAGGAUCUUUUUGGUCCUAGACUUGGCGCUCUGGUACAUAUUGCCAUGCGGUAGCAGAAAGAACAGUCUAUGACUUGGGUGACUGGAGUCUUUGACAAUUUAGUGGUUACAAGUCGGUACUUAUUUAAAUGAGAGAAUAACACGUUACCAUUGGUGAUGUCACAAAAUACCUUAAUAAUCCCGCCUCCAGAAUCUAAGUGUCUGACAUGGGGGACGAGACCAGUAACUUUAUGAUCAAACUUUAUCAACGUAGAAGCAACAAUUUUUCAUACUUUGGUAGUCCUACUUUGAUCUGGUUUCAUCCAAAUAUCAUUAUAUCAUUACAUUUUUUGAGUUAAAAAAAAAAAGGUGACCACGUAGGCAGAAUGAUCACAAUGAUAUGAAAAUAAUACAAUUGCACUAAAAAAAGGUUAUUGGAAGUCACAUACAUAAUGGGAAACCUAAUAGACACUAUGGUUGAACUGUAUGAGCAGUCCAAGGUGACCUCAAAAUGGGUUUAAGGCCAUUAUGUUAUCAGAAGUACACAUUAUGUUAACAAGUCUUUAUUAUUGACCCAUCUCAAAGCUGUGAAAGGAUUGCACCCGAUUUACACAUUUUUUCAAUGAGAUUUAUGAUGGUAGCUAGGAAUUCCACAUGAAUGGCACAAUGAGACGGUCAAGAGGUACAUUUCAGGCCAAUUGAACGGGUGUAUGUGAUGUGUCAGAGCCUGCUAAAUUAGGGGCAUAGUCAAUGAGGUGUGGUGAGUAUUUACUUUACUAUUAUGUUCUAGACUGGCACUUCCCUUUACACACUGUGCACAGGUAGCAGGAGCCAGGCCAUAUCACACCUUCACUGGCCAACCCUUACAUUCGCACAGCAUUACUUUGUGACUUAGUCACCGAUCGUUUCCUUUUCCUCUGACCGCAACGUGUCUUUGUUUGAAUUGCGGCUCGAAACAUUGUACUUUUCUGGCACCAUUUUGGCAUUGAGUUGAAAAGGGAAUAAGGGAUUUAGAAAGGAGUGAAGACAAAUAUAACUAAGGUCCUUGGAAACUAGGGAAAACUGAACAGAUUGAGAUUGAAUUCUGUACAUAAAGAUUUUUAUAUUUUCCUUACUGCAUAUACACUUGAAUGCAGUUUUGUCCCUGUGAAAAUAUGUAAUGUCUUUAGGCAUUUCACAUGUCUGUACAUUUUGUUUUGGUUAUCACGCCACAUAAGUGUUUUUAAAAAAGCCUUUCUUGUAGACUUGCCUUACAGUAUUUGCAGUAUUUAUUACACAGGUAUAUUGAUCUUACCCUAAGGUCUAUGACUCAUGUAAUGUUCACUGUCUUGCUAAUGCCUGUAGGCCUCAGGGUUUGGCUCAGUUUGGAAUUGAAUUGAGAAUGCCUCAAAUUCCAAUUCAAUUCUUGAAUUUCAAUUGAACUAGGAAACAGGAUCCAAAAUAGCAAUUAAAAAUUGAAUUAAUGACAUUCAAUGAAUUUAAAUUCUAUAUUAGGUAGUCUAUUCAAAUAUACAUAUUGUCCAUAAAACAUCAAACAUAUUGUUAUACACAUGCAUAUAAAAUAUUGUUGAAACAAUUGAUUUUCAGGACAAACUCUUAAAAUUAAUGAUCAAGGAAAACAAAACCUGUAUGCCAAUAUUCUGUUAUAACAUUUCAUUAAUCACUUUUUAAAAAGUUGACUCGGAGACCUUAAAAAAUAAGCCAAACAAAUGAAAUGGUUGGUGGAAAUAUAAUUGGCUAUUUUAAGCACUAAGGUUAAAAUAGUAUUUGAACAUUGUUUCCAGAGAAAAAUUAUACAUUCAUGGAAUCUGGAAGUGUGACCUGUCAGAUUCAAUGAAACUCACGUUCUUUGACUGAGAGGAAUUUCUUUGAAUUGCACAGAAUUAAAUUCUACUUCCUGUCACACAAACUUAAAUUCUACAUCCUGUGGGGCGUGGCCAUUUCAAUUCGAAUUUAAACUCAUGAGUUGAAGUCAAUUCCAAAAUUCUGAAUUGAGCCCAACAAUGAUGUGUACAGUACUGUGGAUUUAACCACUGUUUUUGAUUAUAUAUGUAUUUUUUGCCUUUUUUUGGUGUAACCAGAAAUGUGAAAAGCACUUAUCGUUGCAUUUGCUACUAACAUUACAGUAAGCUGUCCAGCAAAUGCAAACAUACAGAAUAUAAUGUACUGUAGUUUUAACACUGCUACUUGUUCAUUCGUUUCCCUGUCUUGCAACUUUACGUACACUUUGUACAUAAUAGAAUUAGGAAAAUGUAUGUGUGAUUUCUGUGUUAUUUGACUUAAUGCAUUAAAGAGGACCAAUGAAAGCUUUCCUGGGGGCUUUUAUAACCUACCCAUUAUCUUACUGUAUGUGGUUGGAUUUAUUUAACCACCUCUUCAAAACCAUUCAAAUGAGAUCUGUACUGAACCAUUACAGUUGAGAGAACCUGCACAUACGACUGAAAUAGCAACCCAACAAAACGGCAACCAUUAAACCAUGUGACAGAAAAGGUCACAUCUUUCUGCUUGACCUGACUACCUUGAUAGCAUAUUAUUAGUCGUGUGUGUAUAUAUAUAUAUAUAUAUAUAUAUAUAUACACACUACCGUUCGAAAGUUUGGGGUCACUUAGAAAUGUC